Messenger RNA from Exophiala spinifera, 945 nucleotides. RefSeq lists its product as uncharacterized. The record is from RefSeq and is a predicted model, not a curated record. Lineage: Eukaryota; Fungi; Ascomycota; Eurotiomycetes; Chaetothyriales; Herpotrichiellaceae. The coding region runs from base 1 to 945 and encodes 314 amino acids. The transcript is spliced from 2 exons.
AUGACUGAAACAGUGUCUAUCCUCUCGACAGGUAGCAAGUCACCACCAACUGCAGAUACCAUGAUCGAUUCUGGGGCUGCUAAGAAUAUCGCUUCUGACAAAGUUUCCUCUCGGGAGAAUAUGAACAAUACACCUGCCACUCCUGCCACUGCUCCCCCCCGGGGAAAAGGUACUUCGUCAACUCGAGUCCAAGCCAAUGCAAAGUUCGACCCUGCUACCGAGGACGAGAUCCGUGACCUAAUGCAAAACGCACGCAAUGUGGACAAGACUCAUCAGUUCAAGACGGAGGAAGAAAUUACAAAGUUGGCCCGCCUGACCACCAACCUGAUCCAGCUAUUGAAUGCAGAGUAUAUUGCCAAAGAUACCAUCGUCAGAGCCGUUGCAUAUAUGCAAGGGGAGGGUCAAUUCCCACCAUACCGUGCUCUUACACAGGCUCAUCGUGAUCGCAAAGCGGAGCGCCGAAACACUCACAGCGGCCAGCAACCUCGCAACGUUACCAAUGGGGAUAGCCGUGCUCGUGCUACCAGUGAGGGCACCAAGAAAGCUCAAGGCAAUAGCAAGGAUGAAUCGACCGCUUCUGCAACUCCCCAAAAGCCGAAUGUCACCACUAAGGCAGUAGACUCUCCUUCACAAUCAAGCUCUAAUGGAGAGUCUGUUGGCAAUGGCACGGGUUCUGAGAAGGAAAAUACCUCCCCUACGAAUGCCAAUGCGGCGUCAGCGAGGCCCUCCAAAAAGAACUACUGGAAAAUUCGACGUGAGGCCAAGAAAAGAGCUGCUUCUCACAACGCCACCAAGGACGGACUCCGCGAGAAUGGCACCAAGACUGGCAAGGCUGAAGUCAAGGACGCUACCACAAGCCAGGCACACAUCGACCAUGUCGUUGGCGAGUCCAAGGACACAGCUGCUGGCAAAGGCCGUGAGGAAACAACCGUCAAGACUGACUAA